CAGCUCGGGCUACGGCGGCCGGCAGGGGGCGGUGGCGGCCGUUACUCGGGGUUCGGAGGCGGGGCCGCGGGGGUCGGGCGCUGAGAGGCCGAGGGCCCGCGGCUGGGCCACGGCGGAGGAGCGGGCCGAGGCCAUGGGCGACCGCGGCGGCGCGGGCGGCUCCCGGCGCCGGAGGACCGGCUCCAGGCCCUCGGGCCAGGGCGGCGGCGGGCCCGGGGCGGCGGAAGAGGCGGUUCGGGACGGGGCCGCGGGCCCGGACGUGGGCGCCGCGGGGGACGCGCCGGCCCCGGGGUCUGCCCGGGACAAGGACGGAGGCGCUACCGAGGGCGGCGGCCACGCGGAUCUGAGAUGCCAUCGCCUGCAGGAUUCCUUGUUCAGCUCAGAUAGUGGCUUCAGCAACUACCGUGGCAUCCUGAAUUGGUGUGUGGUGAUGCUGAUCCUGAGCAAUGCACGGUUGUUUUUGGAGAACCUUAUCAAGUACGGCAUCCUGGUGGACCCCAUCCAGGUGGUGUCUCUGUUUCUAAAGGACCCCUACAACUGGCCUGCUCCAUGCCUGGUUAUUGUGGCCAACGUCUUUGCUGUGGCUGCAUUCCAGAUUGAGAAGCGCCUGGCAGUGGGUGCCCUGACAGAGCAGGUGGGGCUGCUGCUGCAUGUGGCCAACCUGGCCACCGUCAUCUGCUUCCCAGCAGCGGUGGCUUUGCUGGUAGAGUCCAUCACUCCAGUGGGCUCCGUGUUGGCUCUGGCGUCGUACUCCAUCCUCUUCCUCAAGCUCUUCUCCUACCGGGAUGUCAACCUGUGGUGCCGUCAGCACAGGGCCAAGGCUAAGGCUGCCUCUGCAGUGAAGAAGGCCAAUGGGACUGCCACACAGAGCGCUGUGAGCUACCCAGACAACCUGACCUACCGGGAUCUCUACUACUUCAUUUUUGCCCCAACUCUGUGUUAUGAACUCAACUUUCCCCGCUCCCCCCGAAUCCGAAAGCGGUUUCUGCUGCGGCGGGUCCUUGAGAUGCUGUUCUUCAUCCAGCUCCAGGUGGGGCUGAUACAGCAGUGGAUGGUGCCUACCAUCCAGAACUCCAUGAAGACCUUCAAGGACAUGGAGUACUCGCGCAUCAUAGAGCGCCUCCUCAAGCUGGCGGUCCCCAACCACCUCAUCUGGCUCAUCUUCUUCUACUGGCUCUUCCAUUCCUGCCUGAAUGCGGUGGCGGAGCUUAUGCAGUUUGGAGACCGGGAGUUCUACAGGGACUGGUGGAAUUCUGAGUCUGUCACCUACUUCUGGCAGAACUGGAACAUCCCAGUACAUAAGUGGUGCAGCAGACACUUCUACAAGCCUCUGCUCCGACGGGGCAGCAGCAAGUGGCUGGCCAGGGCAGGGGUAUUCAUGGCUUCGGCCUUCUUCCACGAGUACCUGGUCAGCAUCCCUCUGCGCAUGUUCCGCCUCUGGGCAUUCACCGCCAUGAUGGCUCAGGUCCCACUGGCCUGGCUUGUGGGCAACUUCUUUCAGGGCAACUACGGCAACGCGGCUGUGUGGCUGACGCUCAUCAUCGGGCAGCCGGUGGCCGUGCUCAUGUAUGUCCACGACUAUUACGUGCUCCACUGCGAGGCCCCCGUGGCGGGAGCCUGAACCUGCGCAGGGCACCUCGGCCCGGAGCGCUGAGGCCUGCUCCCGCCUCAGGAGGCCUUCCGCCCCUACAGGUGCCCUGCUGUUCUCCUUAGGGGUGGUGACACCGCACCAGCUGGCGGGAGCCAGCGCUGAGUCUGUGCUGUCCAGGGACCAAGGGUGUCAAUAAAGUGCUGUCCAAGGUGACCUCCCUCAGCCUGGUGGGGUGGGGGGAUCAGUGGGUGUCGGCCCAUCCCACCCUGGCUAGUGGCAGUGCUGUGGGUAGCCGUCCCACAGGCUGGAAGCCCGGACAUGCUCAAGAUUCUUGGCCAA
Messenger RNA from Dipodomys spectabilis (banner-tailed kangaroo rat), 1930 nucleotides. RefSeq names its product diacylglycerol O-acyltransferase 1 (gene Dgat1). The record is from RefSeq and is a predicted model, not a curated record. Gene Ontology annotation, molecular function: diacylglycerol O-acyltransferase activity. NCBI's taxonomy places the organism in Eukaryota, Metazoa, Chordata, Mammalia, Rodentia, Heteromyidae. Gene Ontology annotation, cellular component: endoplasmic reticulum membrane. Gene Ontology annotation, biological process: triglyceride biosynthetic process. The transcript has 17 exons. Bases 134 to 1621 code for a protein of 495 amino acids.